Messenger RNA from Miscanthus lutarioriparius, 534 nucleotides. Lineage: Eukaryota; Viridiplantae; Streptophyta; Magnoliopsida; Poales; Poaceae. The record is from the annotation of a GenBank genome assembly.
AUGCCCGAGCUGGACGCCUGCAUGCACGCCGGCGGCCUCUGCUUCGGCCUCGCCAACCCCAUCGCCAACAUCAUCCUAAACGCCGUCGGCCUGCUGCACCACCUCCACGACCAGGAAGAAGGGUUCCCGCCGCUGCCCACGCAGAGGCCGUUCGGGACACGGGGGUGCGCGGACAUCGCCACCCGAUCCCUCCUCGGCCUCCGCGGCUUCAUGGCCGUCUACUUCCGCUACCUCGGCCACACCGACGGCUGCCGCUACCUCUACCUAGCCUCCCAGGACCUCCGCCUCGCCAUCGCUCUCGUCCACCACGACCGCUUCUCCCCCCACUCCCAGUCCCAGCAGCGGCCUCUGCUCCCCGACGGUGGGAACCUCAGGGCCGCCCUCAGGGUCGCCGCGCUCGAUGCGAAUCACCCCUUUCCGGACGUCCUGGCGCGGUUCAUGACGGCGCAGUACCCCUUCCGCCCUGCUCUAUCCUGUCCUGGCCAAGCUGCAGGCGGCGGAGCAGCAGCUCACCACCCACCACGACAUCUCUGA